CAGUUCUUGUAAGAAAUCCUGUUCGUUACUUGUAUCACUUUCUCAAAUCAGCGUUUUCUAUGUAUUUUUUGUAAAUGUUGGCGCUUAUAUAAAGAGGAUGAAACUGUCAAAAGUUGGAAGAGUUACUUUAGAAUUUCCCAUUGUAAGGCUCAUUGUGAAGUCAUAGGCUCUGCAUAAAGGUAUAAUCAUGAUGGUAAUAGCAGUAACAUGUUUGACAUUGGUUCUCUGUGUGUCGCCGUCGCUUUCGACCGUCCAUAUGAACGAGAAUGGAGGAAAGAACAUGAUGCCGGAGAUGCCAAUGGAAAAACCAGAAAUGAAAAUGGCGAAAAAUAACAUGAUGAAUAAAAUGCCUAUGCCUAUGAUGAAAAAGAUGAUGCCGAUGAUGUCGAUGAACAACAAAAUGCCCAUGGACAUGAAAAUGAUGCCAAUGGACAACAAAAUGAUGCCAAUGAACAACAAAAUGAUGGACAUGAAAAUGAUGCCAAUGAAUAUGAUGCCAAUGGACAACAAAAUGAUGGACAUGAAAAUGAUGCCAAUGGACAACAAAAUGAUGCCAAUGAACAUGAAAAUGAUGCCAAUAGACAACAAAAUGAUGCCAAUGAACAUGAAAAUGAUGCCCAUGGACAUGAAAAUGAUGCCAAUGAAUAACAAAAUGAUGCCAAUGGAUAACAAAAUGAUGCCAAUGGACAUGAAAAUGAUGCCAAUGGACAUGAAAAUGAUGCCAAUGAAUAACAAAAUGAUGCCAAUGGAUAACAAAAUGAUGCCAAUGGACAUGAAAAUGAUGUCAAUGGACAACAAAAUGAUGGACAUGAAAAUGAUGCCAAUGGACAUGAAAAUGAUGCCAAUGGAUAACAAAAUGAUGCCAAUGGAUAUGAAAAAUGAUGCCAAUGGACAUGAAAAUGAUGCCAAUGGAUAACAAAAUGAUGCCAAUGAAUAUGAUGCCAAUGGACAACAAAAUGAUGGACAUGAAAAUGAUGCCCAUGGACAUGAAAAUGAUGCCAAUGGACAACAAAAUGAUGCCAAUGGAUAUGAAAAUGAUGCCAAUGGACAUGAAAAUGAUGCCAAUGGAUAACAAAAUGAUGCCAAUGAAUAUGAUGCCAAUGGACAACAAAAUGAUGGACAUGAAAAUGAUGCCGAUGGAUAACAAAAUGAUGCCAAUGGAUAUGAAAAUGAUGCCAAUGGAUAAUAAAAUGAUGCCAAUGGACAUGAAAAUGAUGCCAAUGCCAAUGGAUAACAAAAUGAUGCCAAUGGACAACAAAAUGAUGCCAAUGGGUAACAAAAUGAUGGACAUGAAAAUGAUGCCGAUGGAUAAUAAAAUGAUGCCAAUGGAUAUGAAAAUGAUGCCUAUGGAUAUGAAAAUGAUGCCCAUGGAUAACAAAAUGAUGCCAAUGGAUAACAAAAUGAUGCCAAUGAAUAACAAAAUGAUGCCAAUGGAUAACAAAAUGAUGCCUAUGGAAAUGAUGAAAAUGAUGCCAAUGGAUAUGAAAAUGAUGAUGAAGGAUUGCCCUCCUGAAAUGAUGCCAAUGAUGAUGGAGAUGAUGAAAAUGAUGCCAAUGGACAACAAAAUGAUGCCAAUGGAUAACAAAAUGAUGCCAAUGGAUAUGAAAAUGAUGCCAAUGCCAAUGGAUAACAAAAUGAUGACAAUGGACAACAAAAUGAUGCCUAUGGAUAACAAAAUGAUGCCAAUGGACAACAAAAUGAUGCCAAUGGACAUGAAAAUGAUGCCAAUGGAUAACAAAAUGAUGCCAAUGGAUAUGAAAAUGAUGCCAAUGGAUAACAAAAUGAUGCCAAUGGAUAUGGAAAUGAUGCCAAUGAAUAACAAAAUGAUGCCAAUGGACAUGAAAAUGAUGCCAAUGGAUAACAAAAAUGAUGCCAAUGGAUAUGAAAAUGAUGCCAAUGCCAAUGGAUAACAAAAUGAUGCCAAUGGACAUGAAAAUGAUGCAAAUGGAUAAUAAAAUGAUGCCAAUGGAUAUGAAAAUGAUGCCAAUGGAUAACAAAAUGAUGCCAAUGGAUAUGAAAAUGAUGCCAAUGCCAAUGGAUAACAAAAUGAUGCCAAUGGACAUGAAAAUGAUGCCAAUGCCAAUGGAUAACAAAAUGAUGCCAAUGGACAUGAAAAUGAUGCCAAUGGAUAACAAAAUGAUGCCAAUGGAUAUGAAAAUGAUGCCAAUGCCAAUGGAUAACAAAAUGAUGCCAAUGCCAAUGGAUAACAAAAUGAUGCCAAUGGGUCCAGACUGUCCACCAGGUAUGCAGGGUAUGGACAUGAAAAUGAAAAAGAAAGGUGGAUACUGAAAAAUAAGUUAUUGAAAUUUACUAGUAUUCAAAUUGAUUGGGUUCGCCCUUUACCAUCAAAAAAUGGCAUAGACUUUUUAGGGUACACGUUUACAUGUAAACGAGAGUUCAAUAAAUUAUGUAAUAAAUUU
Molecule: messenger RNA, 2420 nt
Organism: Ruditapes philippinarum (Manila clam)
Lineage: Eukaryota; Metazoa; Mollusca; Bivalvia; Venerida; Veneridae
Product: spore coat assembly protein ExsA-like
Exons: 3
Coding region: 879-1910 (343 amino acids)
Source: RefSeq, a predicted model, not a curated record